AUGGUGAUUGCUGGUGCAUCUGAGCCAUCGCCAGUGCGCGCUGCCGCCUGGUCGGCUGUGGUCGCCCAGCCUCAGUCGGGGCCCGGAAAGGCGACCAUGCCGACGGAGCCCCCUGUACCGCCGGCUCCGACGCCCUCGACAGCAGUCGCUGAAAAGACUCUUCCCCACGCACCCGUGGAUCCCCUUGCCGUGUCGGGGGCUGGCCUGUCUGUUCCUGCGGCUGCUCCGUCCGCUCCGCCGGCUGCUCCUGUUCCCCUGGCCCUCUUCGUCGAGCCGUUGGUGCCUGCUCCUGCUGGGGGUAUUGCUGAUCCCCCAGUUCUUGUCCCUGGCGCGCCCGUUGCACCACCUACUUCUGUCCCCGACGCGCCUGUACCGGCUUCUGUUCCGUCGACAAAAGCGGCGUCCGCCACCACUGGCGGCCCGGCUCCGUCGGUUGCGCCCUCAGCGGCGGGGCAAUCCGCGCCUGCUGUGGCGCCGGUGGCCCUGGCAGGUCAGCCGUUACGUCUCCCGUCGCCUGACCGCCAACCGUCUCGCCCUCAUUCCCCCUCGGCCCACCAGGAUCGCAAGUCGUCUCGUCGCCGUCGUGAUUCUCUGCGGCGAUACCAGCAGCAGCCUCACUGGCCUGCUCGCCCCGGUGGUCAGGGGGACAAGAGGUGGUGGUGGGGGGUACCGCCCGCCGGUGACGAUGGCAGAUCUUCAGCCGGAAGUGUUCACAUCCCAACGGCUCCUGCUCCUGCUGCGUCCGCGCCCGCCUCUGGAGCGCGUCUUCGCUUGCCGCCGGUUCCGCCUGUUGCGGGGGUGGAAUUUGCGGCCGCUGGUGGCGGCGCGUUUGCGACGCAGUAUUCGCAUCCCGCUGAUGAGGAUCAGCCGCUCCUGUUCCUGGCGGAGGCGCUUCAGCCUCCGCAGAAUCGUGUUCCGGAGGCGACACUCGGCCAACUCCAUCGCCUCGCUGAGAGUCUUCACGCGCUGCUGCUGAUUCAGGUGGUUGCACAUUCGUCUCUCCCCGUAAUCCCUCCUGAGUCAUUCUGUGGCCGCCAGCGUGACACCUGCCUAGACGCGGCAGACCAGCUCGCGGUGCUCCUUGCGCCCGUGCUGGCUGCGCCCGCGGAGGGAGGCGCUGCUGCUGCGGGACAGCUUGACGAGGCUGUACGGGGCCUGAGGCGGCACUUGCGCGCUGGAUCUGGAGCCGCGGCGAUCGGCGCAAGCACGCUUGUGGUCCGGGAGCUGUGGCGCUCCCUGACGGGCGUUCUUCACGCCCUUGGAGCGCACCGCAUGUAG
Molecule: messenger RNA, 1278 nt
Organism: Closterium sp. Naga37s-1
Lineage: Eukaryota; Viridiplantae; Streptophyta; Zygnematophyceae; Desmidiales; Closteriaceae
Source: the annotation of a GenBank genome assembly